Molecule: messenger RNA, 3020 nt
Organism: Effrenium voratum
Lineage: Eukaryota; Dinophyceae; Suessiales; Symbiodiniaceae
Source: the annotation of a GenBank genome assembly
GCGGACACCGGCGAUGCACCUGAGGGCCUGGAGGCGGACACCGGCGAUGCACCUGAGGCCCUGGAGGCGGACACCGGCGAUGCACCUGAGGCCCUGGAGGCUCCUUGGAGGGGUUUGGCAAACCUGGCAAACUGGCAAAGUGCCAUCCCGGGGAUUUGCCAGGGCCAGCAGGCCGAGGAGGAGAGCGGGGGCACCACCGAGAAGGCCCACGAGGCCGUGCAGGAGGGUGUGACCGAGAAGGCCCACGAGGCCGUGCAGGAGGGUGUGACCGAGAAGGCCCACGAGGCCGUGCAGGAGGGUGUGACCGAGAAGGCCCACGAGGCCGUGCAGGAGGGUGUGACCGAGAAGGCCCACGAGGCCGUGCAGGAGGGUGUGACCGCCAUUGAAGAGGCCUCCAAGGGCGCCGCGACUGCCAACGAGGAAGAUGUUCAGGCCUCCAAGAAUGCGGCAGAGGAGGCGCUGGCGCCCGCGAAGGCGCCCAUCUGGCGGAGUACGCUGGAAGACGGGCUGAGCCCAGAGGAGCGGGCCGUCUUGAAAGAGCAGAUGGAGAUCAUGGACCAGUUGGACACUCAGUGGGAGGAGGCGCCCAUCUGGCGGAGUACGCUGGAAGACGGGCUGAGCCCAGAGGAGCGGGCCGUCUUGAAUGAGCAGAUGGAGAUCAUGGACCAGUUGGACACUCAGUGGGAGGACUUCUACUCCAGGAUGUUUUCGGUGUGCCUGCCGUGGGUGAAGGAGCAGGCGGAUGCCAAGUUUAGAGCAGACUGUUUGCGCCACGUCUCAUUUGAGGAAAUGCUGGAUAUGUACUGCCCGCUUCGGAGCUACGAUCCGUUUGAUGAAAACUACGUCUUUGCGAACGAGACCGAGAAAUUCGAGUUUUUUCAGUGGCAGGAUAGGGUGGUGUUCCGGGUGUUGCUUGAGCGGUACACUGAGGAGGAGUGGCAAGCUAUCGAGCUAGUCUUCCACGAGAUCACGGGGGAGAAGAUUCAGCGGCCCGUCUUCUGCGAUGCACAGGUACAGACGCUCGAGAUGGAGACAGACGUGAGGAAGGUCUUCAUGCUUUCCCAGUCGGCCGGUGAAGUCUCCGAGCAGGAGCAUCUGAAGCCUGGCGAGCCUACGCCGGUUGACGCCUUCCAAGAACACAUGGUGAAGGAGCGCGUCUUGAAGGCACGGCGGAUGACCUUGGAGGCGCAGAUGGACGAUUGGGAGUUCGAUGUCACUUUGGCGGACAACCGACGGGAUUUGGGGCCAUUGCCGCCUUCGCCUGAGGAUCGCAGUUACCAGGAAAUCUUUGAGGCCAUGUCGGAUUCCAGAAAGCAUCGGGUCAUUGAGAGCUUGAAAUUCCUGCGGAGUCAUCUGCUGGUGAGCCGGCGGUCGGUUGCUGUGCAGACUGAGGAGCCGGCUGCUGAGGCUGAGAGGAGCGUACGUGGCUCGGUGGCUUUGCAAGUGUGCUGGACGGUGUUGGCGUCCGCGACCCUGGAAUCUUGCAACCUGUCCCUCUGCUCCGGCCCCCAUUACUAUUUGGAGCCGACGCAAGAGAGAACCUUCCCGAACAUUAAGGAGGAGGCGGUCCCACUACAGGCGCCAAAGGCCGAGAGCUUUGGGCACGGCAAGGUCUGGGUUCUGGCCAUAGCCGGCAAAGCGCACAAGCAGAAGUUCGCAGCAAUGCGCCGCCCCCCAGACUCCAGCUUUCUGCUGGCGGCUGAUGAGGACAGGAUUUGGUUCCUGCUCCACAAGGGGCGGUUCACUCGCCUGAAGUGGAGCGACUUCAAGCAUGCAGCUACGGUUGCAACAGUGGCGCAUGAUUCUGCGGUGUCGGUUGCAGCCAAGCUCUGCCAGUGCGCAGUAACCUUGGAAGGAACCCUCCGGCUGGUGUUUGACGAGUCCAUGAAGGAGCUGCCCGAGGUGAAAGUCUUGCUCGACUUGUCCGAGGACGAUUUCAACAUGCAGGCGGCGGAGCUGGCCAUUGACUCUGACAAAAAGAACAUUGCCGCAUUGAUUCCGAAGAUCAGAAAGCUCCGGGCCGAGCGGGCGAAGAGGGCGGUGGAUUUGCAGAAGGUCGGGGAGGAUGCUGCGAAGGUGCUGGAGCCUUUCCAUAACAUGUCUGAGAAAGCGUUCCAGCAGUACAUCAUGGCAGUGCAGAUCAAGCCUUCAGAGAGGCGGACAGAUCAGGAGAAAGCCGUUUUGAGGGCGCAGGGCCCGCUACGCCGUCUCCGGCGUGACGAGAAGCUGAAGGCAUCCUGCUCAGUGGUAAACCCAGUUGGAUCUGCCAAGUUCAAGCUCCAGGACUUUCUGCCGGAGAAGCUUGAGGCCUGGAGCUACCGCAGGGACACGGGGAUUCGCCAGCACACCAACGCCAUGCGCGCCAUUGCCAAGGCGCUCGAGGACAACAUUGCCGUUGUCUUUCACGGGGGCCAUGGUUCUGGAAAGACGUCUCUGGCCAUGACGCUGGCGGACCUUUAUGCCGCAAGGCGAGGCCAGGAGAGCUGGUUUUGCGCGAGGAGCAUGGAAGGCCUCAAGGAGAUCACAAGCUUCAUUACCGAGGGCUCCAUCAUUUUGCUGGAUGAGGCCAAGGUCUCCAGCAGCUCCAAGGACCACGUCAAGAUGCUCCUGAGCAGCGACAAUGGCCAGAUGGAUGCAAGAUACAAGGACGUGAUGCUGCCUCCGAACACACGGCGGAUGUUCACCAUCCAAAGCCUCCAACGCCUGAGCAGCAGCUUUGAGUUCCUGGACUGUGGCAUGCCGGACAGCGAUGAUUUCCAGUCCAAGGAGCUCGGCGAAGACGACCUGGCAAUUCUCCGCCGGGCGCUGAUUGUGCGGGCGCAGGACACCUUGUUCGUGCCCCGGGCAGGUGACGCAGAGGAUGACGAGCUAGAUGAUGAGGAAGCCUUUGAGAGAGUUUUCGGAUGUGCCGCCUGAGAGCUUUGUUUUUUGGCCGCCGUACAGCAGGCUAGGACGAGCGAUCAGAGUUUGCAGGAUCUGUGGACAGUGGCUGGAAUGAGGAUCAUUCCGCCUUGUGCGAG